Molecule: messenger RNA, 2388 nt
Organism: Penicillium canariense
Lineage: Eukaryota; Fungi; Ascomycota; Eurotiomycetes; Eurotiales; Aspergillaceae
Product: fungal specific transcription factor domain-containing protein
Exons: 3
Coding region: 1-2388 (795 amino acids)
Biological process (GO): DNA-templated transcription
Molecular function (GO): zinc ion binding; DNA binding
Source: RefSeq, a predicted model, not a curated record
AUGUGUGUAUCCACCGGGGAUGCGCGAGAGAAUGCAAAGGUAGGCGCGUGCAAUUCCUCCUUCGGUCCAUCUAUUGACAAGACUGGCCCGAUCAUCAGGAAACAAGAUGAUCUUUCGAGGAGACUGCAAGAUUGCCAGACCCUAUUAAAGGAGACAGAGACCUAUGUGCCCUCGCACAUAGCUGGACGCAUCCAGAGGAUUUUGCUUACCUUGCUGGGUCCACCUUGGGUAAACCCGUGGCUCAUACUGGAAUGUUGGGCUCUAUGGCAGGAUUCAGAUUCGGGCUACGUAUCCAAUGACAUAUCGAACGAGUGGAUAUUGCCCGUGGAAAAGCCCCAAGAGGAGAUGGAGGACAAGCCAGCCAGCUCGCCGUCUUCUGUCGGGUCACUGAGCGACUUGGACAAAGUCAAAUACGACGUCAAUUCCACAUACAAAACGCGCGCCACGGGGCUCAUCGGCAAGAGCUCGGAAAUUGCUUGGAUGGAACGGCUGCAGAAAGAGAGCGAACAAUGCAGCAGGAGUCAACCGGGGCAUCUUGGCCCCGGUGAGAAUGAUAAAGACAGCACCACGAGCGAUCAUUUUGGCCCUUACAAGGUGAACUACCACAUCGAUGAUCUCGAUAUAGGGGUAUCAGAGCCAGUGCAGAUGUACUGGGUGCCCCCUCGACCGCUUGCGGAUAAGCUUUUUGAGACUUACCUGCGUGUGGCUCAUCCUUACCACCCCAUCAUCAAUCGUCCUCUGUUUUGCGAUCAAUAUAAAAGGUUUUUUGACAGCUUUGCUUUGCCUGGGGACAAAUGGAUGGCGAUUUUGAACAUGGUAUUCGCCAUUGCCGCCACUUACGCUCACACCGCCGGAUUGGAGUGGCAUGGGGAUCACCAAGAUCAUCUACUCUAUCUGACGCGAGCUCGAAUGCUGAGCAUGAGUGGAGAUGAUGUGUUUCGCCACCCGGACCUUCAGCAAGUGCAGGUGGAGGGCUUGAUUGCGUUCUACCUUCUCUCAACGGAUCAGAUUCAUAGGGCAUGGAGGAUAUCGGCGUUAGCCAUACGCUCCGCAGUAUCUCUGGGAAUCAAUCUGAAGAGCAGCGGGCGAACGAUCACGAAUAUCUCCAAGGAGAUUCGGAACAGAGUCUGGUGGUCUCUAGUUGCCAUCGAGAACAAACUCGGUCUGAUGACAGGCCGGCCCACUUGUAUCUCAAGGAGAAUGUGUAGUUCGCCAUUACCGCUCCCAUUCGAUGAGAAUGGCCUACAAGAGAAAACAGCCACUUCGCUUCUCAAUGAUCCUGACCUCCGGGACCAUUGUGUGGAUAAUAUCAUGGCUAGUUCAUACCUGCGAAAAUCGCCUUCUGGCAAAGCCAGCACCGAAAGGGUUAUACCUACUGUUCACGAAUGGCUACACCGUCUUCCUGUUUCUUCUGGACUAUAUUUUCUUUAUUCUUGCGAUCUUACUAUGCUGAUGCAAGAGCUUUUAGAUCGUGUAUAUGCGGUGAAUGCUGUUUAUCAACCAUGGGGCACGCUUAAAACCCGGAUUCACGAGAUACAAGUAGGGCUCGAUAUGUGGCUUUCCUCACUCCCGAAUAGUUUGGAUUUCACUCGCAUGGAAGUCGGCGAUCAGGGCUCCGACGAGAAGAUACGACUGGCUUUCCAAUAUUACAGUGCACGAAUUAUGCUAGGUCGUCCAUGUCUUUGUCGACACGACAAGUUCAAUAUCCAGAAACACUCCAAAGAGGAACAAGAGUUCACCCAAGCUAUGGCUGUAUCAACCAUCCAGUCAGCCAUUCAAAUGGCUCUAUUGAUUCCAGAUGAGCCAAACGGUGGCCGAUUGGCUGAAAUCCAACCAUGGUGGUGUCUUCUUCACUACGUAAUGCAGACAACGACGGUCAUUAUCCUUGAACUCUCCUUCAACAGCUUUCACAUGCCAGAGGAAAAGGGCACCUUGCUGCAGUUGGCCAAGAAAUGUGUCCGAUGGCUCGACAGAACGUCCAAGCAUAGUUUUGCAUCCCACCGAGCAUGGCAGUUUUGCGGCAGUGCCCUCUGCCGGCUAGCACAGCAAAUGGAUUUGGACGUCAGCGAUUUGUCCUGGCAUCCCUAUCCCCAAGGGCAGCAAGAAAAUAUGGACACUUGUGACCUCUCAGGUGUGAACCAAUAUGAUGCAGCCGUCAAUGAUCACCCACUCCAGGAGUUCAUCGUGGAAGACCCGGCGGAGGGUUUCAAUAAGCCCCUGGCCAUGCUUCCGUCAGGUCCUGUCGAUGGUUUGGAAGUCGGUUCUCUACCUUCAACGGCAGCGGGAUAUGGUAGAGGCGGCGAAGGGCCAUUUGCUCAUGAUCCAAUCAGCGAGGAUUUCGUAGACUUCUUCUUCCAUGAACUUGGAAACAAAGAUUCUCGAGAGUGA